Calidris pugnax (ruff) is the source of this 5911-nucleotide messenger RNA. It is a transcript of the gene FECH, whose product is annotated as ferrochelatase. NCBI's taxonomy places the organism in Eukaryota, Metazoa, Chordata, Aves, Charadriiformes, Scolopacidae. Gene Ontology annotation, molecular function: protoporphyrin ferrochelatase activity. The coding region runs from base 1 to 1488 and encodes 495 amino acids. The transcript is spliced from 13 exons. Gene Ontology annotation, biological process: heme biosynthetic process. The record is from RefSeq and is a predicted model, not a curated record.
AUGUCAAUUUCCUCCGCCAAAACAUAUGUCUAUUUCCUCCGCCAGCACCAAAGGCCACCUCCUUUCCCUUUCCAGUCAGGGGAUAGUGCGGUCUUUUCUUCGCUUCGCGGGGCAGCUCGACCCCCCGUUCCCGAGCUCCUAAAGGGGGGGGGCGGCCUAAGGGACUCCCGGUUCGGCCCCCGUCGCCUCCGCCGCCGCCCCCCGGUACCGCCCUCGCUGCCGUACGGCAGCGAGGGCGGAGCUCGGGAACGAGGGGUCGAGCUGCCCCGCGAAGCGAAGAAAAGACCCGGGCGGGCGCGUCAGCUUGUGCAGAGCAGCAGCCAGCUGCGGGUGCCGGUGCGAUGGAGGGGCCAGGCGACUGCGGCCGCGGUGACGGAAAGCACGAAACCUCAAAUUCAGCCCGAAGUGCGGAAACCUAAAACAGGAAUCCUGAUGUUAAACAUGGGAGGCCCAGAACGGCUGGAUGAUGUGCAUGAUUUCUUACUUCGUCUCUUCCUGGACAGAGAUUUAAUGACGCUUCCAGCUCAAAAUAAAUUGGCACCAUUCAUCGCCAAACGCCGCACCCCGAAGAUCCAGGAGCAGUACAGCAGGAUCGGAGGUGGAUCACCAAUCAAGAAGUGGACGGCAGUGCAGGGAGAAGGCAUGGUGAAACUGCUGGACAGCAUGUCUCCUCGCACCGCGCCUCACAAGUACUACAUUGGCUUCCGGUACGUCCACCCCCUGACGGAGGAGGCCAUUGAAGAGAUGGAGAAGGACGGCAUCGAGAGGGCUAUCGCGUUCACGCAGUACCCACAGUACAGCUGCUCUACCACAGGAAGCAGUUUAAAUGCCAUUUAUCGCUACUAUAAUAAAAAAGGGGAGAAGCCAAAGAUGAAGUGGAGUAUAAUUGACCGAUGGCCCACACAUCCCCUUCUUAUUCAGUGCUUCACCGAUCACAUACAGAAGGAACUGAACCUGUUUCCACCUGACAAAAGGAAAGAUGUUGUCAUCCUCUUCUCGGCUCACUCCCUGCCCAUGUCUGUGGUGAACCGCGGUGAUCCGUACCCUCAGGAAGUGGGAGCCACUGUCCAGAGAGUCAUGGAGAAGCUGAACUACUCCAACCCCUACAGGCUGGUGUGGCAGUCCAAGGUUGGACCGAUGCCUUGGCUUGGACCGCAGACAGACGAGACCAUUAAAGGACUGUGCCAAAGAGGAAAGAAGAACAUGUUGUUGGUCCCAAUAGCAUUUACAAGUGACCAUAUUGAAACGCUUUAUGAACUGGAUAUUGAGUACUCCCAAGUUUUAGCGAAUGAGUGUGGAGUUGAAAAUAUCAGACGAGCCGAAUCUCUUAAUGGAAAUCCACUGUUCUCCAAGGCCCUGGCAGACCUGGUCUGUUCCCAUAUCCAGUCCAACGAGGUCUGCUCCAGGCAGUUAACCCUCUGCUGCCCGCUCUGCGUCAAUCCUGUCUGCAGGAAGACAAAAGCCUUCUUCACUGACCAGCAGCUGUGACACCCCGGGUUCUGCAGGAGCAUCACCCUGGGGAAGCAGCACUCCUCACCAAACUCUCCCCGCUGUUAACACACCUACAGGCUGGUAGUCUGGGACAUUAACCUCAUGGUAGUGAGGAGAACUUGACUUUUUUGUUUGUUUGUUUUACCUUUUCUUAUGUUUUCGUUUUUUGAGAAGAGUUUGCAGAAAGUAGGAGAACAAGGCGUUUAUCCUGCGAGCUGUGAAAUGGCAUCUGAUUCUGAUUGGACUUAGCGUGAGCCCAUAAUAUGCACUGAAAAACUUAGAAAUUUCUACAAAUGAGCUUCUGUUUGCUAUGCAGGGAUUUAAUUGUAUGCAGUUUUGUCAUGACUGCAUUAAUUUCAAAUUUCCAGGUCAAGCGUAUGAUUGUUUGUUUUGUUUAUGCUUAAGGUACAGUAUAACCAGGAUAGUCACUGUUGAUCUCUCUGAGAGCGAUUUUUCAGAUGGCUUUGAAGAUCAAGUGACUUCUAAUGCUUUUUAAAUAAUGUGUGUAUUUUUUAGAACGUAAAGAUAAGGCUUUGUGUUGUUUUGGUUUUUUUUCCCUCCUGCCAGAAGCUUCUGGUGAAAGCUUAGCUGGGAUAGUAGAACGCACAAGAUUUGUUUACAUUUUCUAGAAAAAACCCUCUCGUUAUCUGCAGGAAAAGCCUCUGCGUUUGAAGAGCAUAAAAUGAGAGGAAUAAACCUGUUUGGGUGAUGCUGAAGAGCGUGAUUAGUUGGAACAAACUGUGGGUGUUUCAAAUCCAGCAGCUAUCAGCAGCAUGUAUGGAAACGUGCUGGUUUCUCUUUUAAGCAAAAUGGCUUUUAAAAAUUUUUAUUAAAAAGGGCUUUCUCAGUUUGGUUAGGUAAAUUUCGGAAGCCGGGCUUGCUCUCCAGAGGUUUGUAGAUCUGCUCCGUGCUUCUACUGUGACGCAGCACUGUGGUUUUUGUGGGAUACCUACGGAGUUCCGUAGGUAGGAUUGAUGUAGCUUAAUUGCUGCUGUAAUUUAGAGCUGAGGUGGUGAGUCAGGAGUGAUUUACAUAGCACAUGCCCGGGAGCGGGCCACCAGCCCUGUGCUCACACAGGCCUUUGCCAACAGCCCAGUUUCCUCUGUCAGACUUCUGGUGCUGCUGGAGGGCAGGAGCAUGCACUCGGACCCCAGCUGAACCUCUUGCUCCUUCUGGCAGCUGUUUGGACUGCUGAAUCCACUCCCAGGCAGCAGCAGUUCUGUGGUGAAAACCCUUCUGAGGGCAGUAUUCCCUCGCUGUGGGCACCGGGACCGGUGUCUGGGUUAGUCUUGGGAUGGAGGGGCCUUUCCCACAAGGCUGGUCACCACAGAGCGAGCCCGAGCUGGGUGCUUGGAGUGGCUGAGGGCAGGUUCUGAGUGCUGCACCACCUCACUCGUGGUCCCCUCACCCGGGGACCUCUCCUCUGGGUGGGAGGGAAGAGGAGCAAAGCUGUGACUGUUGUGUGGGACUGAGCCAUCAGUCUGUCACUCUGGCUCUCAGUUUCAUGGGUAUCCAUGUUUACUUUCCGUCAUUAGCACUGAAAUGCCGGUACUUUGCCAACGCAGGCUGUUGUCUGUCGUUGGCGACUCAGUGAUGGUGAUGUUUGGGAAGCAGAUGCCGCGCUGCUCAGACAGUUUUAUUUGCUGAUGGAAUUAUGAGGCGUGAGCCGUUUGAGCCUCUGAUCUUUCAAGGACAGGGUUAUUUAAAAAGAAGACAGGCCUCUGUUGGUAUAGCAGGGGUUUGUCCUCUUCUAUUUUAUGUUGAAAGAAUCAAACUAAAGCAAUGAAUGGAUGCUGUGUCGGUCAGCCAGCGGGCCCAGUACUGCCAUGGAGCACAGCCUCGCUAGGGCCUGCGGGCCAACACCUCUCCAGAGUUGGUUGCCAUGUCUCUACUGCCAUACUGCAGCUUCCCAGGGUGAUCGUGGUGGGGCAGACUGCAGCUCCUCCAGAGCCUCUGACGUUACUGCUGCCCCUGGUUGCUUUAGCAGAAAGAAGUCUUCCUCGACCCUUCUAACCGGUGCCUGUGUGGGUGGCAGGGAGCCAGCAGCCAGCACUGCUCUUCUCCCGUUCUUGCUCCCCUCCUGGUCUCUGCUCGCCGCCCUGGCAGGAAGAAGGAGCACAAAGCUGAUGCCUGCCCUUGCUCAGGGGGAGUAGGUGGCUGUCACAUGUCCAUGGAAAAGCUUUGCAUCAAUGUCAGUAGAGUAAAAAUGUCUGCAAUACGUGUGGGAAGGGAACACUGGCCUUAUCUCUCGUUGGACAAAGAACUUCUUUCCUCUGUUCCCGUUCCUCUGCUUGACUCCUUACACUAAGCUUGACCGCUUAGGGGUCCAUGGAAAACAGCCUGUUUGUAGAAUCUUCCUACUGAUACCUCUUUCUUACCAGCUGAAGGGCAUGUUGACCUUCAAAUCACAGCUGUGACCAGCACGUUUAGAAGUGUGGCUGGAGCUGGCAACUGAAGGUUAACUUUAUGUGAACAUUGUGAUGCUAUAAAUAUAGAUUGGCUUUUUAUUUCCAUACUGGAGAGAGUACUGAACGUAUUAGCCGGUACUAAUUAUGAGGCAUUACAUUUGUCCCCAGUUAUAAAAGGUAUUUAAAAUUCACUUUUUAGUAUGCUAACCACAAGUGAGAUAAUUACUGAGCCUAUUGCUGCUAUUAGACCAUAAUGUAGAAAUCACUUAAUUUUCUAGCUUUUAGCAGAUGGGUCUCAUCUCACAGAGUUGGUGGGGUUCUUCCUUGUGCUGAACUGCCCAUGUAAUACCACUCUGUCCUGCUCCCUAACAUGUCAUUUUGUCCUAGUGCAGCAUCAAAAGCCUGUUGAAAAAUCCACCUGAGUUAGCUAGCAGCUCUGCUGGGUAUUUUUAGUAGAAAGCAAGAUAACUGAGACUAGUGACAGUGGGAAUUCUGCUGCUACGGAAGUCUUCUGAUCCUGGGGUUUUUAUUUGGGAGCAUUCCUGACUAUGCUAAUUGACAGUGGAAUUUGUCUGACCUUACUUUAGAUGCUUCCGAUCUCGAUGUCGACAUCUGAGCUGGUUUCCUGGGUACCUUUUAUGGUCCAAAGAUUGUUUUAAUACACUAUUCUGAGGAAUUACUUGUCUCUCCAAGCAGAUGUCCACACCGGGUUGGGUGGGUUUCACUCCGUUGCUGCCUCUGAGGGUGAGGGGGGCGUGGGGACUAACUCGGAGGCAGUUGGACCUUGCACAGGUCUAACGUGAGGAGAGAUGAAGCCCAUCCAUUUAUGUGCCUUCUUCUUCAGCACUGACGGUGAGGUGCAGCCACUGCGUGUGGGGAUUGCAGCUGUAACCCACAGUGAGGCAUUCUGUUUGCCCCCUGGCAGAUGUCAGACGUUUGGUGCUACUCGGGCAGGACCCCCUCUCAGAUGCUGAGCGCUCUCUGCUCUGCUUGAGUUGCCGUGAGCACGUGGAGGUAUCAGCAUCUGGGGGGCUCUGGUCCUGGGACAAUGAUCUAGUUUGGGUUUUUCCUUGUCAGUUACACUCCUUUUGCAGUACUUUGUUUCAUUUGCAAGUGUAUGUUGUUUACAUGUGCCCUGACAAAAAGCAAGGGGUGGGAAGUGAUGUGUUGAGGCAGCUGUUGUAUCCCAAGGUUUGGUUGGUGGGAGCCAAGUCCUCGGGCUGGAUGUGAGUAGUGGGGAAGCUCCAGGGACGCUGCUGUGUCACUGUCCCCUUGCCCGGGCUGCUGGCUCUCCCCCUGCCCAUGCCGGGGGGUGCCGCUCGCACAACCCACCCUGCACCUCCGGGUCAGGGUGAGAGCUGGGGAAAGGAAUCAUCACACCAGCACGCCAGCUGAAAAAAUAGGAGAGUCUGGAAACAGCCCAUGGUGUCCCGAGGACAGUGAAGUGGGAAGUAAAGGUGUUUGCACAUGGCAUGUUUUGAAGAAUUUCCCUGUGGUUACGCUGUUCUCCUGAUUUAUCUCUCUGCUAUUCUGCUUUUUGCUUUCUUUCUGUUCAGCUGAAGUUUUUCUCUUUUGGAGUUUGCGUGGUCUCUCUUAUUACUGGCUGCAUUUUGGAAACUGCAGUAGCUUCCACGAGUGGUGCUGUAAGUGAUGGUGUGAGGUGUGUGGGCAGGCUGUGAGCUAACCUGCUGCCCCCGGGGCAGAGGGUGGCACAGCUACGCUCGGCCAGGCCGGGAUUUUCCAAGGAAUAUCUACAAGCUCACUUUAUUUUCCCUUUCUAUCACACCCAGGGAGCUGGAAAUGAGUGUGAAGUGUAAGAUGCAAGGAGAGAAGUUCCUUUUAUUUUUAAUGCCAGAUGUGUACAAAUACUUGCUUUUAGUCUAACAUAUGUAUUUCAGAUUGAACAAGGACUUCCAUUUAAUGUUACACACACAAAAAAAUGUUGUCUAAUCUUACUGUGUAUCAUUUGCCAUAAAGAUGGAAUUUCAAUUAAAAUUUUUUGGAAGAAAUAA